AUGUUCCGCCUCUACGGUAUCCUCUUGCUCGGGUAUCUCUGCAUUGUCUUGCAAGGAUAUGAUGGCUCUUUGAUGGGUGCCAUCAAUGCAAUGCCACAAUAUCAGCAAUUCUUCGGGUUAAAAUCUGCCGGAUCGUCCACAGGAUUAGUAUUCGCCAUCUUCAAUAUCGGAAGUCUCUCUGCCCUUCCAUUUGCAGGCCCAGUCAAUGACUAUUGCGGUCGACGAUGGGGAAUAAUGGUUGGUUGCGGCCUCGUUAUCGUCGGCACAUGCAUUCAAGCUCCGUCCCUCAAUUCACGAAUGUUCCUCGGCGGCCGUUUCCUUUGUGGCUUUGGACAAGGCUUCGUGAAUGUCUCCGCCCCGACAUUUGUUGCCGAAAUGGCUCAUCCGCAUUGGCGUGGCCCAUUAUCCGGCUUGAUGCAGACGAACUAUUUUGUCGGCUCCAUCAUCGCCAGCUGGAUUACUUACGGCACAGCAUUCAUCAACGGAGAAGGCUCAUUCAGGAUCCCUUUGUGGCUACAGAUGGUCAGUUCUGGUAUUGUCUUCUUCGGCAUCAUGUUUAGCCCUGAAACACCCCGUUGGCUUAUGGCACAUGGGAAAGCCUCCCAGGCUGAGCAAGUUUUGGCGGAGCUCCAUGGAGAGGGGUCCGUGGACAAUCCAUUCGUGAAACUCCAGAUGGCCGAAAUGAACUCGCAAAUCGGUCACGACGGCUCCGACAAGCGCUGGUGGGACUAUCGAGACUUGUUCAACACGCACGCUGCGAGACGUCGAAUGGUUUGUGUCGCUGGCAUGUCGUGGUUCGGCCAGUACUCAGGAAAUGCCCUUGUGAGCUACUACUUUCCGGUCAUUGUAGCGCAAACCGGUAUCACGAAUCCUCACACGCAACUGCUUCUCAACGCAUUAAACCCUGUUGUUUCCUGGUUUGCCGCCAUUUCUGGAGCCAUGCUCCUCGACAGAGUUGGCCGCCGUCCCUUAUUAAUGAGUGGCGUGUUGGGAAUGGCAGUUUGCCUGGCCAUUGUCACGGGCUGCACGAAGCUCUCCGUAGAUACAGCUAACAAGGCGGCUGGCAAUGCUGGUAUUUUCUUCAUUUACCUAUUCAGCGUCAUCUUUUCAAUCGGUCUUGUCCCCUUACUUCCAUUCUACAUUGCCGAAACGCUCCCUACUGAGACUCGUGCCAAGGGUACGGCGGUUGGGGCCGUUGUCUCGUCCUCAGCUAGUAUUCUCGGACAGUACACAACCGCUGUGGCUAUUGAGAAGAUUGGGUACUACUAUUACAUUGUAUUUAUUGUCUGGGAUGUGAUUGAGUGUUUGAUCAUUUACUUCUUCUUUGUGGAGACGAAGAAUCGGACAUUGGAGGAGAUGAAUGAAAUUUUUGCAUCUCCGAAUCCUGUCAAAGCUUCUUUGAAGAAGCGGGAUAUGGUGGAGGUGGUCCAGGAGACUGUCAAGGGGGUUGAGUAG
This is a messenger RNA of Trichoderma harzianum CBS 226.95, 1455 nucleotides long. RefSeq lists its product as hypothetical. The record is from RefSeq and is a predicted model, not a curated record. Gene Ontology annotation, molecular function: carbohydrate:proton symporter activity. Gene Ontology annotation, cellular component: membrane. Lineage: Eukaryota; Fungi; Ascomycota; Sordariomycetes; Hypocreales; Hypocreaceae. The transcript has 3 exons. Gene Ontology annotation, biological process: carbohydrate transport; transmembrane transport. Bases 1 to 1455 code for a protein of 484 amino acids.